Chilo suppressalis (striped riceborer) is the source of this 2092-nucleotide messenger RNA. The record is from the annotation of a GenBank genome assembly. NCBI's taxonomy places the organism in Eukaryota, Metazoa, Arthropoda, Insecta, Lepidoptera, Crambidae.
CUUUGAAGUUGUCAAUUAAAUAGACCACGAUAAAAUUUGCUUGCUACACUCACUACACUACUAUUCACAACAAAAAACUAAAGUACAAAAAGAUCCGCAAAACAUAUGUAAAAAUGCCAGCAGUUGGGAUAGAUUUGGGCACAACGUAUUCUUGCGUAGGUGUUUGGCAACAAGGGAAUGUAGAGAUUAUUGCCAAUGAUAUGGGCAAUCGCACCACCCCAUCAUAUGUUGCUUUCACUGACACCGAAAGGCUUAUCGGAGACGCUGCAAAGAACCAAGUCGCCCUUAAUCCCAGUAACACAAUAUUCGACGCAAAACGACUUAUAGGACGUAAGUUUGACGAUCCUAAGAUACAACAAGACAUGAAGCACUGGCCUUUCAAGGUAGUCAACGAUGGCGGCAAACCCAAGAUUCAAGUCGAAUACAAAGGUAAAUCUAAGCGAUUUGCUCCUGAAGAGAUCAGUAGUAUGGUGUUGUCGAAAAUGAAGGAAAUAGCUGAAGUUUAUUUAGGAACGAAAGUAAAAAAUGCUGUAAUAACAGUACCAGCCUACUUCAAUGAUUCUCAAAGACAGGCUACGAAGGAUGCUGGAGCCAUUGCUGGGUUAAACGUCCUUCGAAUCAUCAACGAACCGACCGCUGCAGCUCUUGCUUACGGCCUCGAUAAAAACUUGAAAGGAGAAAGGAAUGUCCUUAUUUUCGAUCUUGGCGGUGGUACUUUUGAUGUUUCUAUACUUACAAUCGAUGAAGGAUCGCUCUUCGAAGUUAAAGCUACAGCUGGAGAUACCCACCUAGGUGGAGAAGACUUUGACAGUCGGCUUGUCAAUUUCCUUUCUGAUGAGUUCAAAAGGAAGCAUAAAAAGGAUAUAAGAGCAAAUCCGAAGGCUAUUCGACGUUUGCGAACAGCGGCAGAGCGAGCAAAGCGCACAUUAUCAUCGAGUACUGAAGCCAGUAUUGAAAUAGAUGCUUUGUAUGAGGGGAUAGACUUUUUUUCACGAAUAUCCCGUGCACGUUUCGAAGAACUCAACGCGGACUUAUUUCGCGUUACAUUGGAACCAGUGGAGAAGGCGUUGAAAGAUGCAAAAAUGGAUAAAAAUUCUAUUCACGACAUAGUCCUGGUCGGUGGGUCAACUCGUAUACCUAAAAUCCAAAAUCUACUCCAAAAUUAUUUCAACGGAAAAAAGUUAAACUUGACCAUUAACCCCGACGAGGCUGUCGCUUAUGGAGCUGCUGUGCAAGCGGCAAUUUUGGGCGGCGAACGUCAUUCUAAAAUACAAGACGUCCUACUUGUAGAUGUAACGCCGCUCUCACUAGGCAUUGAGACAGCUGGAGGAGUUAUGACCAAAAUUGUAGAGCGUAACGCCAAAAUACCAUGCAAACAUUCUCAAACCUUUACGACCUAUUCCGAUAACCAGCCUGCCGUCACCAUUCAAGUAUACGAAGGAGAGAGAGUUAUGACAAAAGAUAACAACUUAUUAGGAACUUUUGAUUUAACCGGUAUACCACCUGCUCAAAGGGGUGUUCCACAGAUCGACGUGACAUUUGAUUUAGAUGCAAACGGUAUCCUAAACGUAUCAGCUAAAGAGAACAGUACUGGUAAAUGUAAGAAUAUAGUAAUAAAGAACGACAAAGGUCGGCUAUCACAAGCCGAGAUCGAUAGGAUGUUGUCUGAAGCUGAGAAAUAUAAAGAUGAAGAUGACCGUCAAAAAGAUCGCGUGGCGUCUCGUAACAAAUUGGAAUCUUAUCUGUAUGGAGUAAGGCAAGCGGUCGACGAAGUAGGAAGUAAACUCGGUGAAGGAGAAUGCUCGAAGGCUCGCAGGAAGUGUGAUGAGGCUCUCAAGUGGUUGGAUUCGAACACAUUGGCUGAGAAGGAGGAAUAUGAGAAUAAACUGAAGGAAGUGAGUAGUGUUUGUGCGCCUUUGAUGAAAAAGCUGCAUGGCGUGGGCGGGACCCGCCAGGGUGGCGCUACUGGCGGCGGCAGCGACGGCCCCGUCAUUGAAGAAGUCGAUUAAUAGUUUAUUUAUUUAUUUUCCUUUACGAUUGUGAUUUUCUUUCUUGUACGGUACCGAAUAUUAAAAUUUGUUGUUUGGCAUUA